Molecule: messenger RNA, 2430 nt
Organism: Epithele typhae
Lineage: Eukaryota; Fungi; Basidiomycota; Agaricomycetes; Polyporales; Epitheliaceae
Exons: 8
Coding region: 1-2430 (809 amino acids)
Source: RefSeq, a predicted model, not a curated record
AUGUCGACUACCGAAAACGUUCCCGAAGACCCAUUUGCGGAUUUCCAGUGGAAGAAUUCCGAGGUUUCGGAGAUGCGAAAAGGGAUAGAGAAGUGGAAGCCUGCACAGACGGCAACCCGCCGGACAAUCGAGAAAAACUUGGUGGAGGUCUUUCUGCAGCGGCGGGGGCUUGACACCCCGUUCUUGGCGGGCUUCGUGCAAAAGAAAUGUUCGCUGUGGUUCAGCAACCACACUGCCGACCGCCAGGAGGGAACACCGGACUGGUGCGGUCUCAGGCUGUUCACCGGCCGCGGCCUCUGGUACAGUAAGCAUUUCAAAGACGUUGAGGAGAAGGCGGGCAAGGACGCCAGUUUUGGCAUGAAGAACAGCCAGGCGGCGGAGAUGUGGAAGAAACUUGACGAGGAGGAGCAAGAGGAGUGGCUGGACUUGGCUGCCGAGUACAACACGAAGCCACCGCCUCCGGACUUUCAGCGAGACUACGCAAACAAGAAUAUGGUCCACAUCGUCGAAGAGUUCAUCAAAUUCAUGUUCCGCGUUUGUGGUGCCGCGGUCUUUGUAUACACCACCCGCCCAGCUAUUGGCGGUCAGGUCAAUACGCAUUUCGACGACACCACACAGUACAUGGAGACGGCCGACGCCUUGCAAAAGCACCAACUCUGGGACACGAACACGAAGGUGGCCUGCUUGGAGACCUUCAGUAGGCUGCUCGGCAUGAUCGGUGAUGCCGACCCUCCGGCGCUCAGAGACCAAAACCUAUUCCGUCGGCAACGGCGGGAUCGCUCAUCCACCGUGGCAUUCAAACACAUGUACGGUCUACCGCAGCCAUUUCACUCUAGUCACAAUGGCAAGAAGAUGACGAGCAAAGAAGUUUACGCCCACGGUUGCGACUUUUUCCGGCUCCAUCUCAGCCUUGCCACUGGGGACGGUGUGCUGCUCAACUCUGUCCCAUGGAGCACCAUUAAACCGGAACUCGAAAAGUACAUCCCAGAAGACUAUUUAACGUCCGAAUUCAAGGAUAAGUUCGACUGCAUGAGCAAGAUGUCGAUCAAGGCUCAGAAUAACUGGUUCCAGUACAUCCUCCAGACAGAGGCGUCAUUGCCGGCACCGGAAGAUUACGCUGAGCCUGGCCCGGGGGAGGUGUUUCAAGUUCCGGAGGGCCGCUUUCACCUCUUGCGCGGACUGCACAAGCCCACCGCUGAUCAUAUCCCCGGUCAGUACCGAGCACUGUAUGUGGACGACGUUACCGAGAGCGUUUCCGGAAACGGUGCCGAAGCUGGUCCGUCCAAAAAGUCUAGGCGGGGCGGCAAGUCCAAGAGGAACACGGAUGGCGAGUAUUCCACCGGGAAGCGUACGAGUCGUAAACGGGGCAAGAUGGCGAAGCGCAAGGGCAAGGGCAAAGGGAAGGGACCCUCCUCCUCCGACGAGGAGAACGACAACUUCUUCGAGAACGAGGCUGAUAAGGAGGACCGAGAAGAGGACGAGUUCGAAGAGCUCCAAUCUGGUGAUGGUGAUCACGACGAGUCCGGGGACGAUACCGACAGUGACAAGGAGGGUCGGAAGAACGAGGAGGAAGACGAGGAUGGCGACGGCGAUGAGGUUCGGAAGUCGCUCGAGGACACCGGCAUUGACGAGACACCCACUGCUGCGUCGGAAGACUAUGACGGCCCAGGGUACGUCGACGUGAGGACACCACCGCCGUCAGGCCUCCGUUCGCCGGUUGUGCGUCGAACAACCGUACUUCCGGCGGAGCGUCCGGCACCGUAUGGUGUCAAACCCGGCGGGGUCGUCCCGUUCCUCGAGAGCUUGUGCGCCGAGACGCAGUACCAGAACCUCCUGACCCGUGUAGCCAAGGCGCUCGAGACGAAGGUGGACAUUCCACCCAUUCCAGCCGCUCCGUGGGCAACAUGGGCUAACGUCCACGGGUUUGUUGGCCAUGAUCUCUACAACGACGCACAAGAGGUGGUCCGACUGCUCGACUGGAUCGGCGAUCAAUCGGUCCGCGAGGAUCUUGACCGCGUCUCGGUGCAAAGGAUCUGCUUGGUGUUCGGACUCCUCGCCCGAGACUCCCGUCAAGCGAACGACUUCCGAGAAGAGUCCCCUCCGCCGGAAUUCGACAGCGGAGAUGAUUUCGGGCAGAGCGCCUUGACACUAUUGCGUUGCGGCGCAGGUAAUCUCCUCAAAGGAUCCUUCCCCGAGCGCAUGAAUGUCCUCUGCGAUAUGAUGGAGCUGACGCUCGAAGCUGGGUGGAAGCCGAAACGGACCGGUCCGAUGCCACGCCCAGUGAAGAAGAAGGGGAAAGCUGCGGACAACGGUGCUGGACCAUCCUCCUCGACAUUGCCCGGCAAUGGAACAACCGACGAAACCGAGGGAACCACCGGCACGAAGGUUGCGGGGGCUGCGCCCAAGCAGCUUCAACAACCACCGGUAUAG